GUUUAUCGCAUUGUUUCGUGUACGUACAGGUAGGUACAUUAAUUCGACGACAGUCUGCUGCAACCUGUCAAACAUAAUGCGCGAUAACAUCAAAUACUCUUCUCUUAAGUCGAAGUCAAAAAUUUCCUUUUUCGCCACCCGAUUGCUGUCGAAGUCGUUCUUUCGUAAGUAUGGCAUCCUCUGCGGUUUGCUACUGUUUGGACUUAUCUAUCUGGGCUAUCACAGGGUAUCGCAUCAAUUUUAUAUCCACCGAACGCUUCCAACCUAUCAACAGAGCAUCCAUUUUCAGCUGAAUUCGAAAGCUGAACGGGAAAAUUAUCAACCGGACCAGUGGCAACCAAUUGGCGAUCCGGCACUAAGAUUCCAAAUCUAUUCCGCCUACUUCGACGACAGGUUGGAAAUUGUGGAAAAUUUGCCGGUUCCGAAAGGAACACUUCCGUUUGGGAGUGUUCGUGUGAUCGCAGUUCUACCGUUAGGCAUUCGAGGGAACAGUGUGUUUUGCAGCUUUCGAUAUGAAGGGGAAGAUGAAACCUACCAGGCACGAGCGGAUCAGGUGGAAGCGAUCCACGAGCACUUCAAUAUGCCAUUCGCGGCCACGUUUGUUGUGUGCGUGUUAAGUGGGGAUGCGACAGCAAUCGACGUCACGCUUCCGAAUGAGGUUGGUUUGAGUUACGCCCUGGAACCGAGUAUGGUCAACGCGACCAGUUUCGUGAAGAUUCACUACAACAGGUUUACGGUCAUACCUGAAGGGUAUCCGAACUGGGAGGUGGCCGUCUGUGUCGGUCCGCUUCAUCACAACUACAGUAACGCGGCUCGGAUCGUGGAAUUCGUAACAUACUGGCGGAUGCUGGGGGCGCAACGGUUCUAUUUCUACAACAAAUCCAUCUCCGCCGAUGUGAACCGAGUGCUGAACUACUACCAGGAUCGGGACGAGAUCGAGGUGUACCAGUGGAAUCUGGAGGGCUACCAGUUCGAGCAGGAGCUUCGCUACGAGGGUAUUUUCGCUGCCAUCAACGAUUGCAUGUACCGAGCCACGAUGCUGAGGCGUAUCACAUACACAGCUGUGGUUGAUUUGGACGAAUUUUUACUGCCAGUCGGGAAGCACGUGGGGGGACUGGAAAAUUUAGUUCAGAGCCAGGACCGGUACGAUGUGCACUCGUUUAACUUCCGGGCAGUGUUUUUCUACGGCAAGUACGAGGAAGACUUUUCCACUAAGCCCGAUUGGGCCAACAAUACCUACCUGUACACUCAGGUGCGGAACCAGCGGACCAGCCGACCGCUCGAGUACCACAACCGGAGCAAAUACAUUGCCAAAGGACGCAACGUUAUCGAGGCGGGGAAUCAUUUUGUGUGGAAGGCUCUAAGCGGUACGAAAGAGUAUCGCAUCCCACCAGAGAAGGGUUUACUCUUUCACUAUCGAGACAACUUUAUCGGGGACGGUGAUGAAUUCUUCGUUGAGGAUAAUACUGCUCGGGAGGGCGGGGACUAUAUUUGGAUGGCCGUCGAUUCCAUUUGCCACAGAAUUUUCACAGAAAAAAACGGCCGCUGUCCUACGGGCGAGGAUGAUGACUAGGGGCGGCACAACAAAUUCGGUUGGUCUCAUCGAUUUUUAUUAGUGAUUCUAAGGUUCGUAUAAGCUAGCUUAUUACCAAUAUUGUAGACUUUAACUUAUACUUUAGGUUGUUUUGCCUAAUGCUAAAAGUAAAAAAAAUUGAAAGCAAGAAUACACUUUUUGGUUCUGUUACGCCCCUGUCGUA
Wyeomyia smithii (pitcher-plant mosquito) is the source of this 1757-nucleotide messenger RNA. RefSeq lists its product as uncharacterized. The transcript has 6 exons. Bases 77 to 1573 code for a protein of 498 amino acids. Lineage: Eukaryota; Metazoa; Arthropoda; Insecta; Diptera; Culicidae. The record is from RefSeq and is a predicted model, not a curated record.